UUGGGUGUCAGUUACUCAGGCGUCGAUCGAGACAUUGAAUUUCUUAGGACUUUCAUAAACAAUCCUCGUCGAUUCGAUUAUUCCAGCUGCCCCUUUGCAUUUGAAUUAAUAGCAUUAGUUUUCGAGUUACAAUCUCUAAUGCUUCUAUAUGCUGUAUCUUUCGAGCCUUUGAAAAGCCGCUCCAGGAGCGCCACCGUCUAACGAUAGUGAAAGUAGAUGACUCCACAUUGAUAUCCGAGCCUCAUAUACGUGUGUAACACGUAACGUGUUGCUGGUUGAUACUUGCUGGCAGUGUACAGUGUACAUCCAACCGUGUAGACCAGGUUUAUAUCCUAAACUAAAUAUACACGUGCACACACAUGUGUGUUCGUCCGCAUACACACAUAAGAGUAAUUCGAUUUUUUGCACCAAGCGCACAAAAUCACACAGUGACAUCAUGAUUGGUCGUUCAUUAGCCGUGCAGGUGGCCAAGUCCUGCACGUUGUUUGCUCUAACUGCUGCUCUUUUGCUCCUUUUGGCCCACUCGGUGUCAGAGACACGAGCUCACGGCGCCCACGACGCCCACGACGCCCACGACGACCACCAUCACCACCGUAUAACUCUUCAAGAUCUUGAAGCCGAGGAGCCACCGAGUUUCAAGUAUUCGAGAGAAGCCAAUAAUGUGUAUGGUGAUAUAAAUAAGGAGCAUAUAAUUGUGAAAAAAGCUAAAGUUGUGUGGGAAGAAUCGGCGGAACAACGCUAUCGUCAGCUUAAUCCCCACGAUGGUAGAGAGCAUACAGAAAUUCCUGCAGUGCACCAUGAUGAAACUCCUCACUGGAGACCUCUCCUCGAUUACCUGGACCACAAAGGUGAUGUUUUCGUGCAAGCCAUGGGAUCUACUUUACUCAUAUCGGCUGCUCCCUUCAUGAUAUUGUUCUUUGUGCCGUUGGAUAAUUCAAAAGAAAGAGAGCCUCUGCUAAAGAUUUUACUCAGCUUUGCAUCUGGUGGUUUGUUGGGUGAUGCGUUCUUGCAUCUUAUUCCACAUGCUCUACCUCACCACGAUCAUCAUGAUCAUCAUGAUCAUCAUGAUCAUUUUGAUCAUCAUUAUCAUCACGAUUACCAUGGAAAAGAAAAAAGCCAUCAUCACGAUCACCAUGGAAAAGAAAGUAGCCAUCAUCACCACAAUAUGUCUGUCGGACUUUGUAUUCUUGGAGGUAUUCUUACGUUCCUAAUAGUAGAGAAAAUUGUUAGACUUAUUAAAGGUGAUCAUCAUCACCAUCAUGCUCCUGCACCUGUAUCUGUACCUGAUGUUAAAAAUGAUAAUAAACUAAAGAAGAAUGACCAAAAAGGCAAGAAAGAAAAUGCCAAAAAGAAUGAAGAUAAGCAAGUGUGUGAAAAUGAGUCUGGUGAUAUAAAAGUAGCUGGCUAUCUUAAUUUGGCCGCUGAUUUCUUGCACAACUUUACUGAUGGCUUGGCGAUCGGUGCAAGUUAUUUGGCUGGAAAUAGUAUUGGAUACGUCACUACUUUUACAAUUUUAUUACAUGAAGUUCCUCAUGAAAUUGGAGAUUUUGCUAUUCUUGUGCAAAGUGGUUGCAGCAAGAAAAAAGCAAUGAUGCUUCAACUGAUUACUGCCCUUGGUGCUUUAUUGGGAACCUAUAUUUCAUUGCUAGUUGGUGGAAUGGGAGACUUAGCCACUGGAUGGAUUCUUCCUUUUACUGCUGGUGGAUUUAUUUACAUUGCUACAGUAUCUGUGAUUCCUGAACUCUUGGCUGAUACCAGCUUUUGGCAAUCGGUUAAAGAAAUCUUUGCUCUUAUUGUUGGUGUAUACAUGAUGGUACUCGUUGCAGAGUAUGAAUAAAUGAACCUAAGACAGAUAAACCUAAUAAUUUUAUUGGGGAUUGAACGAUACUGCAACGCUUUUUAGCUCUCAAUAUUAAAGCUAGAGAAACUAAGUAAAAAGUGAACCCAUUUCCUUCUCUUAUAAGAAAAUACAUUAAAGCACCAUGGUAUCGUUUAAUCCUCAAUAAGCAUCACAGCAUCAUAUAAAAUCAACUGAGAGUGAAUGUGUUUUGAAUGAUUCGAUGUUUCUGCUUUGUCAGAGUAUUUAUAAUGAUUCAAUUGAUGUGGUUAUGUUUGCGUGGGAUUUUUAUUAGUGUUGCCACUUUAUAAAAGUGUACAUAAAUAUAUGUAAGAGAUCGUAGUAUCAUACGUAUACUUAAGUUGACUGGAUUAAGACUUAAAAAAACUCUAUAAGAAUAAUAUUUUGAGUCAAUAGGAUCAUUUCAACAAAGAAUUAAUAUUUUCUUAAGCUUCAUUUUAUAGUUGCAAAUUCCAGUGAGUAAAAUAUUUUUGUACUAUACAUAUUUGAAUUCAAUGUUGAGCUGAACCUGUUAAAACUUGUCAAAUUUUUCAACAGACUUGUACGUUGUUUUAAUAAGAUAUAAAAAGUUUAUUCUUAUAAGUAUCAAUAAAAUAUUUCUGUGAAGUAAUACACAAUAUAUUUAUCAUUA
Messenger RNA from Trichogramma pretiosum, 2489 nucleotides. It is a transcript of the gene Catsup, whose product is annotated as protein catecholamines up. Bases 437 to 1837 code for a protein of 466 amino acids. Gene Ontology annotation, biological process: zinc ion transmembrane transport; intracellular zinc ion homeostasis. Gene Ontology annotation, molecular function: zinc ion transmembrane transporter activity. Lineage: Eukaryota; Metazoa; Arthropoda; Insecta; Hymenoptera; Trichogrammatidae. The transcript is spliced from 3 exons. The record is from RefSeq and is a predicted model, not a curated record. Gene Ontology annotation, cellular component: membrane.